Molecule: messenger RNA, 1682 nt
Organism: Dioscorea cayenensis subsp. rotundata (Guinea yam)
Lineage: Eukaryota; Viridiplantae; Streptophyta; Magnoliopsida; Dioscoreales; Dioscoreaceae
Product: probable magnesium transporter NIPA4
Exons: 9
Coding region: 221-1267 (348 amino acids)
Biological process (GO): magnesium ion transport
Cellular component (GO): membrane
Molecular function (GO): magnesium ion transmembrane transporter activity
Source: RefSeq, a predicted model, not a curated record
AAAGAAACCCUCGACUUUUCCCCUUCUCUACUUCUCUGCUUCUCCUGCUUCGUUCCAGAUCUCGGAGCUCGAACCCUAGAAAUUGUUGCGAAUCUUUGUCGCCAUUAGAGUCCUUGAAGAGAUCUUGAGGUUAUCCAACCGCCCUCAUGGCUUAUCCCGCCGGGAAAUCGGCGGGGAUCUUGUGACGGGGUUUUUCUAGGGUUUUCUCGGCGUUUGAAGGAUGGCGGCGAGUGGAGAUGGUGGUGGUGGGAGCUGGAGAGAUGGAAUGUCGGCGGAUAAUAUUAAGGGGUUGGUUCUGGCGCUGUCGUCCAGCUUCUUCAUCGGUGCUAGUUUCAUUGUGAAGAAGAAGGGGUUGAAGAAGGCUGGUGCCUCUGGAGUUCGUGCAGGAGUUGGAGGCUAUUCUUACUUGUAUGAGCCACUCUGGUGGGCUGGCAUGAUAACAAUGAUUGUGGGGGAAGUUGCUAAUUUUGCUGCUUAUGCAUUUGCUCCUGCCAUUUUGGUCACUCCUCUUGGUGCACUCAGCAUUAUUAUCAGUGCUGUCCUUGCUCAUAUUAUUCUUCGGGAGAAGCUGCAUAUUUUUGGUAUUCUUGGUUGUGUUCUUUGUGUUGUGGGAUCUACUACAAUUGUUCUCCAUGCCCCUCGAGAGCGUGAGAUUGAGUCAGUUGCUGAAGUAUGGGACCUCGCUACUGAACCAGCUUUUCUGUUCUAUGCCGCUGUUGUAAUUGCAGCAGUUUUUGUACUUAUAUUUCAUUUCAUCCCUCAGUAUGGGCAGACUCAUAUCAUGGUCUAUAUUGGUGUUUGCUCAUUAGUUGGUUCUCUGUCGGUCAUGGGUGUCAAGGCUCUUGGAAUUGCUCUAAAGUUGACAUUUUCAGGAAUGAAUCAGUUAAUAUAUCCACAGACCUGGGCUUUCACUAUUGUUGUAGUUACAUGUGUGGUUACCCAAAUGAACUACCUGAACAAGGCGCUUGAUACAUUCAAUACAGCAGUUGUAUCACCUAUCUACUUUGUGAUGUUUACAUCACUAACUAUUUUGGCUAGUGUGAUCAUGUUCAAGGACUGGGAUAGGCAAAACCCAACACAAAUAGUCACAGAGAUGUGCGGCUUUGUGACGAUUCUCUCCGGUACAUUUCUCCUCCACAGGACCAAGGACAUGGCUGAUGGUUCAUCACAGUCUCUGCCUUUGCGCCUUCCGAAGCAUGCCGAUGAGGAUGGCUUUCCAUCUGAAGGCAUUCCUCUUCGGCAUCAGGACUCAUUCCGGUCACCUUGAUAUGUAUGUUCUCAUGAUCUCUUCGCACACUCUAAAACUCGCAAAGAGGCCAUCACCGCAAAAUUCUCUUGUACUUAGAGAAAACCCGAGUUUAUCUUUUUGGUAUAGAAAGAGGCUACAUGCUUGCUGUGUGAUACACAAGAGUCUUGGUAACUUGUCAUCAGGCAUUUGCUCGGAGAAUUACACGAAUCACUUUAGGUUUUCUUGGUUUAAUUCACAUUUCCUGGAAUUUGACUGCCAAUAUCAUCUUGUAAAGCCAUGGUAAGAAAUUUAUUCCAGGUGAAAGUAGUUGUCCAUGUUUAUUAUGUUUUUAAGUGGAAAACUUUGUCGUUAACUGUUGUUGGUCGGAUCAUUGGUGUAAGCAUUGAUUACAAUAAACAUUGGGCACGAAUACAACCAUUAUUCUUUAUUGGCA